Molecule: messenger RNA, 1361 nt
Organism: Hippopotamus amphibius kiboko
Lineage: Eukaryota; Metazoa; Chordata; Mammalia; Artiodactyla; Hippopotamidae
Gene: PSMC3IP
Product: PSMC3 interacting protein
Exons: 7
Coding region: 15-707 (230 amino acids)
Biological process (GO): meiotic joint molecule formation; meiotic strand invasion involved in reciprocal meiotic recombination; homologous chromosome pairing at meiosis
Cellular component (GO): DNA recombinase auxiliary factor complex; condensed nuclear chromosome
Molecular function (GO): double-stranded DNA binding; recombinase activator activity
Source: RefSeq, a predicted model, not a curated record
CGGCGGGAAAGGCCAUGAGUAAAGGCCGGGCGGAAGCCGCAGCGGGAGCCUCCGGGAUCCUGCUGAAGUACCUGCAGGAGCAGAACCGGCCCUACAGCGCCCAGGAUGUGUUCGGGAACCUACAGCGGGAACACGGACUGGGCAAGGCGGCGGUGGUGAAGGCGCUGGAGCAGCUGGCCCAACAAGGCAAGAUCAAAGAGAAGACGUAUGGCAAGCAGAAGAUAUACUUUGCGGACCAGGACCAGUUUGACAUGGUCAGUGAUGCUGACCUGCAAGGCCUGGAUGCCAAAAUCGUGGCCCUCACUGCUAAAGUGCAGGGCUUGCAGCAGAGCUGUCGCCACAUGGAGGGAGAGCUGAAGGAGUUAACGAGUGCCCUGACCACACCGGAGAUGCAGAAAGAGAUCCAGGAGUUAAAGAAGGAAUGUGCUAGCUACACAGAGAGACUGAAGAACAUCAAAGCAGCCACCAACCAUGUGACUCCAGAAGAGAAAGAGCAGGUGUACAGAGAGAGGCAGAGGUACUGCAAGGAGUGGAGGAAGCGGAAGAGGAUGGCAACAGAGCUGUCUGAUGCAAUCCUUGAAGGAUACCCCAAGAGCAAGAAGCAGUUUUUUGUAAGUGGUGCGCUUCCUUCCUUACUCCCCUGGGGCCUUCGUCCAGGGAGGUCUCAUUCACUUGUCUUGCUGCCCCACAGGAGGAAGUUGGGAUAGAGACAGAUGAAGAUUACAACGUCAGGCUCCCAGACCCCUGAGAGGCCCUCCAGCAGGACUGGGAACCGAUGUCCUGGACUGGCUGCCUUGUUUAGGUCAGCUUUUUUGUUGUUCCUGCUGCUGUCCACCUCUGUGCACACACCAGAGUACUGGCUGGAGGGAGGGAGCGUGGGUGGCCGGCAGAGGCUGGUCAGACUCAUCUCAUUGUCCACGUUUUGAUUGCUUGAGCUUAACACUUAGAUGGGGAACAACGCUAAAGGAAAGCAUUUGGCAAUAUUUAUUGUAAUAUAAUUUGAUAUAAAAAUAUUUAAUUUCCUCUGGAUAAUCAAACCUCGGAUAUCAAACCUGAGGAAGGCAAAAGGGAGCCUGGGGGACAAAGGCAGAGAGAAGCUACUAUACACAGCAUUCAGGGAGCCCAGGGCCUCACCCAGGACUCUCCUGGGCUCUAUCCUCCAGAAGACCUUAGAGAAUCUUCUCUAUCUGCCUUCACCCCACCCCAAGUUCUGGGAGAAAUGCAGCACUGAGAUGGCAGCAACCCAGAUACACGUGACAGAGAGGCUAGAAGUGGUCCUGAGGCCAGUUAAUUUUCCAGAAUUGUAACUUUAGCAAAAUUGCAUCGUUGGUGUUUAGAAAAAUUAAAAAUUUUAAUAUGUA